GUCGGAGUAACAGUUGUCAGUGAUCUGCAGUUUGGUUGAAGGAGUCUAGUGUCCGUUAUUGUCUUCUCCAGUCUCUUCGCGAUGUGUUCUAGCACUGAGGAAUAUGAUGCUGUGCUUAGUUUCUGGGGUCCUUUGAAGGCUGAUCCCAAAAGCUAUGGGGAGAUCGUUCUUCAGCGCUUGUUUGAGACCAAACCAGAUAGCCAGAAGCUGUUCCCCAAGUUUGCUGCCUUUUCCAAAGAGCAGCUCCAGAACAAUCCUGACCUCCAGGCCCAUGGGGGAAUUGUCCUCUGCAAGCUGACAGAAUUCCUGCAAGACAGAGGACAGGACAAGAAAAUUCUGAAGGAUCUGGCAGAAUCUCAUGCCAAGCAGCACAAGAUCCCUCGGGUCUACUUUCAGAUCAUCAGUGAUGUCAUUUUUGAAGUGGUGGGCGAGAAGAUUGAAGGCUUUGGCACUGAUGCUCAAACCGCCCUGAAGAAUGUGCUGAAGACCUUUCAGACUCAAAUGGGAGAAUGCUAUGAUGAGCUGGGAUUUGAUGUAUUGUCUUGAUAAGAUUUUUUGACUCCUGUAAGAAUAAAACUACAAAAGGGAUAA
Erpetoichthys calabaricus (reedfish) is the source of this 591-nucleotide messenger RNA. RefSeq names its product myoglobin. Lineage: Eukaryota; Metazoa; Chordata; Cladistia; Polypteriformes; Polypteridae. Gene Ontology annotation, biological process: oxygen transport. The coding region runs from base 82 to 546 and encodes 154 amino acids. Gene Ontology annotation, cellular component: extracellular exosome. The record is from RefSeq and is a predicted model, not a curated record. Gene Ontology annotation, molecular function: heme binding; oxygen binding. The transcript is spliced from 3 exons.